GUCCCGCGCGCUCAAAACAGACGCAGCGCGCACUCCGAGCUGCAACACGCGGAACGGAGCUUGUCUCUGCCUCUUGAGUCUGCAAAACAAGACAAAGACCUCUCCGGAUAAGAUUAACAGCAGACAACAUCUGUGCGCAUCAUGAAGUUUGCGGCUUUGGUCUGCUUGGUUGUUUUCCUCGCUGCGGAUGGAGAUUCCAUACCAGUUGAGCAGGACAGCCGAAGAGAGGAUCUGCUUACCCGGUGUUUAGUUCAGAUCCUUUCAAAGAUGCUCUACAAGACUGAUGAUAAUCCAGUGCAUCCAGAAUGCAAAAACAUCCUUACACCAGGAUCAGGUCAUUCCACAUUUGUGAAAAAUCCGGAAGAUGCUCAAGAGGAGCUGAAAAAACCAAGAGGAGAGUCUAAAGUCAAGGAGGAGGAACUCAUUGAGGAUCUUCUCAAAGCUGACAAACGCGAAGAGCUGGAUGACGAACGGAGCCAGGAAGAGUUUCCAAAUUUUAUGAAAAGAAGAACAAAAGACAGGCGUGAGGAAAUGGACGAUGACCGGAGUCAGGAAGAAUUCCCAAGUUUUAUUAAAAGAAAAAUCAAAGAAAAACGCGAGGAACUGGAUGAUGAACGGAGCCAGGAAGAGUUUCCUAGUUUUAUGAAGAGAAGAAUCAAAGAAAAACGUGAGGAACAGGAUGAUGAACGGAGCCAGGAAGAGUUUCCUAGUUUUAUGAAGAGAAGAAUCAAAGAAAAACGUGAGGAACAGGAUGAUGAACGGAGCCAGGAAGAGUUUCCUAGUUUUAUGAAGAGAAGAAUCAAAGAAAAACGUGAGGAACAGGAUGAUGAACGGAGCCAGGAAGAUUUCCCAAGUUUUUAUAAAAGAGGCUACAAGCAGAAAAGAGAAGAUUAUGAUGAUGAGAGAAGCCAAGAGGAAUUUCCUCAGAAAAGACAUUUUUCCAUCCUUUACAAGCGUGAUAACCCCGAUGAGGAGCGCAGCCAGGAGGAAUUCCCUCCAUACGAGUAUAAAAAGAGUCAUCUUCUGGCCAGCAGAGAAAAACGUGAAGAACCAGACUAUGAUAGAAGCCAAGAAGACUUUCCAAGUUACACCCACAAAAGAAACUACGGCGAUGGAGAAGAAGAGAACGAUGAGAGUGAGGAGAGAGAAAAGCGGAUCUGGAAGCCAUCCCAUAGAUACCACCACAAGAAAAAGCACCACAAACGCAGUGAGAAUGAGGCUUCUGAAGAACCAGACUAUGACAGAAGUCAAGAAGAAUUCCCAAGCUACACCCACAAAAGAAACUACGGGGAUGGAGAAGAAGAGGACGAGGAGAGUGAGGAGAGAGAAAAGCGGAUCUGGAAGCCAUCCCAUAGAUACCACCACAAGAAAAAGCACCACAAACGCAGUGAGAAUGAGGGUUUUGAAGAACCAGACUAUGACAGAAGUCAAGAAGAAUUCCCAAGCUACACCCACAAAAGGAGCUAUGGAAAUGGCAGGCACCAAAAACAAAUCGAGGAUUUGCUGAACGAGCAAUCUGAGGACAUGAACUCUCAGGAAAAGCGGUCUGAGGAAUCCGAAGAGGUAGACGAGGAUAUUGCAAAACGAUACUGGAAACCCACUCAUAGAUACCACCAUAAGAAGCAUCACCACAAGCGUGGCGACUCCAUAGAGCUCGAGAAUGAAGAUGAACCCAUCUUAGAGAAGACUCACAGUCUCCAUGAGUCAAUAGACAAGGCCAUCAAGCUCCGUUCACCUGAAGAGGAGGAAAAGGAAAUUGUCCAUGAGCUUAAUGAAAAUGAGCUGAAGAAAGGACACAAGAGUUCGGCAGAGGAGAAGCAGGACAGGGAGGCUGCGUUGAGGUACCUAACAAAGAAAAAGAAUGAGUUAGAGGAACGUCUACUUAACAAAGGUGAGGUCUAUGAGAAACGCUCCCCAUGGAUUUACAGAGGAUACUACCAUCCAGCCUGGUACAAAAGAAGCCAUAAGGUGGGUGAAAACACUGAACACCCCAACCUCAAACUAGAAGAGGUCGCCGGGACCCUCCGGUACAAAAGGGGCCUGCCUUCUCAGGAAUCGUCAUCUGGGGAGGAAAAGGAUGUCUCCCAACAGAAGCUUUUCACACCAAAGGAGUUAACCGAACUUGAGAAACUGGCCUCUGUGGAUCAACAGAUGAAAGACACAACUUAACCAUUCCAAAAACCAGCUGAAACAUCAUCUUCCCCUGCUGCCUGAUUUGACUUUCCAUCAGCUUUAUGUGUGCUCACUUGGGCUGCUUUAUAUGAAUGCAUUAUAUGUUGUACCCAUUUACAACUGCAUAAGACUUUUGUUAUUGGUGUAAGUCAGUGUAUAUUUAAUGUGAGAGUCUGAGAAACAAGACAGUCUAUAAAAAAAGUAGCUUGAUAAUGUCAUGUGAAUUAUUUUUCUCUUUAUUACAUAAUCUAAAAUAACAAAGACAAAUGCCCAUGUCCUAUUGACUGCAUUUAAGAGCAUGCUACGUGAAAGAUGCUGUACGUGUUUAAAAAUUCCUGUUGUUCUUUAUGGCCUUCAAUAGAACCCCUGCAUUGUUUGCAUUUAAUAAAAUGUGUAAUUAUGGGACCAAAGCUGAUGGAUGCAGUUAUCAUUUGUGUUUUGAUGCUGGAAGCCUUUUGAACAUUAUUAAAAAAACGAUAAAUAUACAGUUUCCCUUAGCGAUGAAUGAUUGACUAAGCUUUAUUGUGAGCAAAACUUGGUUAUUCGCCAAGUGCAGAGGAUGGCGUCUUUUACAAAAGUAAAUGCAUCUUUUACAUCCCCCCACAUCUUGCUAAAAAAAUAAAUAAAUAACGAUGAAGGGAACAUUCUGUAGCUCUUAAAUGCAAAUCUUGGCAAAAC
This is a messenger RNA of Rhinichthys klamathensis goyatoka, 2850 nucleotides long. RefSeq names its product chromogranin B (gene chgb). The transcript has 5 exons. NCBI's taxonomy places the organism in Eukaryota, Metazoa, Chordata, Actinopteri, Cypriniformes, Leuciscidae. Bases 142 to 2169 code for a protein of 675 amino acids. Gene Ontology annotation, cellular component: secretory granule. The record is from RefSeq and is a predicted model, not a curated record.